Phyllostomus discolor (pale spear-nosed bat) is the source of this 505-nucleotide messenger RNA. RefSeq names its product translation initiation factor IF-2-like. The record is from RefSeq and is a predicted model, not a curated record. The transcript has 2 exons. NCBI's taxonomy places the organism in Eukaryota, Metazoa, Chordata, Mammalia, Chiroptera, Phyllostomidae. Bases 17 to 490 code for a protein of 157 amino acids.
CCCUUAUAAUCAUCAUAUGAUACUCAAGAAGCAGAAGAAAGUUCUUUUUUAUGAAAAGAGCACCAAAAACCCGGGGAGGCCGAGGCUCCUCGGAAACCGCCCACCGCCAGGUGGAGGAGCAGGGUGGAGCAGAAAUCCGGGCGAGGAAGGAGGGUCCUGCACAGCCCCAACCACCCUGCUCGGUGCUCACCGGCCCAGCAGCGAUGGGUCCAAUCGUCGCCAGCCCCCUGGGAAAGCCCAGCUAAGCAAGAAUUUGAAGGCAAACUCUUUAGAGCCACUUCCGGCGCUGGGGGCGGCCUCGGUGACUCCGGCGCACGCGGGGCGACGCCCCGGGAGCGAGGACGCCGGGGGGCGUGCGCGUGCCCGGCGCGGAAUGGGCGGGGCCUAUGGAGGCGACAGCGUGGUAGGGGUGCGCCUGCGCAGUGCGCAUCACCUCCUCCUGGCGGGGCGGGUUCGUAGUUGGAGUGGUGGUGGUUUACGCGAGUAUUGAAUACGACCAACUCGC